AGCCGCCGCUAGGUGGGGGGGGGAGCCCGGCCCCGGCCGCCCCGGCCGCACAACAAUGACUUUGGGCAGCAGCGGCGGCGGCGGCUGCGGGAUCAUGUCCGAGCGCUCCCCGGAGGAAGAGCCGCUCUCCGAGGUGGAGGACGCGGAUAUCGACGUGGUGGGCCCGCCCCAGGAUGGGGGCAAGUACAGCGAGGAGGAGGAGGACGACGAGGACGAGGAGGACGAGGAGGACGGCGGCGAUCCGCUGGGGCUGGCGCUGCCGCGGAGCGGGGCCGCCAAGGCGCGCAUGGGGGGGUCCCCGGAGCGGCUGUCCCCCGCCGGCGGCUCGGAGCCGGCCUGCGCCCGCGGCGCCGCGCCCGGGGAGAAGGCGCCCGCGGGCGGCGGCGGCGGCGGAGCCGGGGGGAAGAAUCCGCUGGUGAAGCCGCCCUACUCCUACAUCGCCCUCAUCACCAUGGCCAUCCUGCAGAGCCCCAAGAAGCGGCUGACGCUGAGCGAGAUCUGCGAGUUCAUCAGCGGGCGCUUCCCGUACUACCGGGAGAAGUUCCCCGCCUGGCAGAACAGCAUCCGCCACAACCUCUCCCUCAACGACUGCUUCGUCAAGAUCCCCCGGGAGCCCGGCAACCCGGGAAAGGGCAACUACUGGACGCUGGACCCCGAGUCCGCCGACAUGUUCGACAACGGGAGCUUCCUGCGCCGGAGGAAGCGCUUCAAGCGGCAGCAGCAGCUGCACCCGCCGCACCCCGAGCUGCUGCUGCGGGCAGGGGCCGCCGACCCCGCCGCCUUCCUGCCCGGCUUCGCCUACGGACCCUACGGCUACAACUACGGCCUGCAGCUCCAGGUACCCCCCCCACCACCACCACCAUCCCGGUGGCGGAGGCGGCGGGCCGCGGGCGCCUUCCCCUUCCCGGCGCCGCACUGCCCGUUACCGGCUCCGCCGCCUCCCGCCGCCGCCUCCGUCUUCUCCGCCGCCUCGGGGCUGCCCUCCUUCCUGGGCGGCGAGCUGAACUGCAGGAAGUCCUUCUACCACCCCCAGCUGAGCCCCACCGCCCUGCCCGCCGCCCUCCUCCAGACCCUCAAGCCGGACCCCUCGCCCGCCGGGGGCGGCGGCGGCGGCAGCGGCGGCACCAACCACCCCUCCCGGCCCUCUUUUUCCAUAGACAACAUCAUCGGGGGGGCCGUGCCCCCGCCGCCCAGCACCAACCCCAGCGUCGCGCCCGCCGCGCCCUACCCCGCCGGCCAGGCGGGCCCCCCGGCGCAGGUCCUGGCCGUGCUCAGCCCCGCCUUGGCCCCGGCACAGCCCCAGGUCAGCCUGGCACACGAGCCGCUCCUCCAGCCGGCCCAGAACUUUUCCAGUAAAAUCACAACCCUCAGCAGCUGUCAUUUUUAAAGUGUGCUGUGGACUGGGGAAGGGGAGGGGGAUGGGGGGGAGAGUCGCGAAGCAAACGGCCCCUUUCCAGCUCUCCUCCACUCCUCCGAAACUGCUCCCCUUCCCUCUCCCCGUGUCCCUCCCCCCCCCAUCUCCUCCUGUUGUGUUUUAAGGUAGGAAAUAUUUCCUUUUUUUUUUUUUUUUUUUUUAAUUUUUACUUCAUUUCCAGGCUCAGUGGCAUCCAGAUCUGUUUGUCUCUCUCUCUGAUCGGGGAAAAAAAAAAAAGAUAUCAAUACAUAGGGAGGGCGGGAGGAGGGAAAGAAUAACACGAUUUGGUCCUACAAGCGCCAAAGCGUAUUUAUAAAGUGGCCGUAACAUAAGCUGGGACCUGGGCUGGUUGAACACGCAACGUCUUGGGAGGGGAGAAGGGGGACAUGUGAAGAACGAAGCGGUCUUAGGGUGGGAAAUGUUUCCUUUGAGAGGUGCGGGUUUUCCGCAGGGCUCCCCCAGAUCGCCUGGGAAAGCGGCCAGGGGAGUUGCGGACGCCCCCGGUCGCAGCGAGCCCGUUUUCGUUCCUGCAAGUCUCUCUGCCGGGUGGUUUUGCCAUGUGUGUGUCCUUCCCCCGCUCUCAAAGAAAAUGUUUUAAUGGUCCGAUCUCAUUUUUAGUUUCUUUGAAGCUUCGGGUUUGGUUUUAAAAGGCACUGUUUAAGGUUUCUUUGUUUUUUAAGAAGAAGAAAAGUCUAUGAAACUCAGGACUGCGGUUUGUUUUUUUCUUUUUUUUUCUUUUUUUUUUUUUUUCCCAAUUAGAUAUUCAAAUGCACGUUUAAAAGAAAAUCGGAUCAGUCAGGAAGUUUGGAGAAUUCCCAUACUAUUUUUUUUUAAUCCUUGUUUUCCCACCCCCUCCGUGCGUGGGUUUUUUGGUGUAUUGGUAAUUAUUUGUAUAUAGAUUAUUCGGGAGCUAAUGAGCGGAGUCCAGUUAACUCUUCACUGGUUGUGCAUCCGUCAUAUCUAUUUUAUUGAGAGAAUCUGUGAAUAAUUUGAUGUGGAAAAGGCAACAGAAUUUUGUCCACCGUCGGUGUAAAUUAAUAAA
This is a messenger RNA of Pseudopodoces humilis (Tibetan ground-tit), 2456 nucleotides long. RefSeq names its product forkhead box D2 (gene FOXD2). NCBI's taxonomy places the organism in Eukaryota, Metazoa, Chordata, Aves, Passeriformes, Paridae. Gene Ontology annotation, biological process: cell differentiation; regulation of transcription by RNA polymerase II; anatomical structure morphogenesis. Gene Ontology annotation, molecular function: RNA polymerase II cis-regulatory region sequence-specific DNA binding; DNA-binding transcription factor activity, RNA polymerase II-specific. The record is from RefSeq and is a predicted model, not a curated record.